Messenger RNA from Brassica napus (rape), 1501 nucleotides. RefSeq lists its product as uncharacterized. Lineage: Eukaryota; Viridiplantae; Streptophyta; Magnoliopsida; Brassicales; Brassicaceae. The transcript has a single exon. The coding region runs from base 353 to 1201 and encodes 282 amino acids. The record is from RefSeq and is a predicted model, not a curated record.
CUCCAAAAAACAUUAACAACAAUAAUAUUAAUAACGAAAAUGAAACUAUGAUAAAAGAAUCAUAUCCUAAGAAAUUAAUGUGAAACUGGGACCUAGCUUAAUACAGAUAGGUCCAAAAUUUCAAUCGAGAAAAUAAAUGAAAACCAUAUUGAUAAUUAAUUAUUCGAAGACUUUUCUAAUAUUAAUGCCAAAAUAUAUUAAAAAUAUCCAAUCCUAAACUAUAUAAAUAAAAGUUCGGUAAUUAGUUAACGUUUUCAAAAUAACCCGACAGUGAAACAGUCUCUCCUUUUCCUUUGGUUCUGUCUUUUUGACUCUUACUUUUGAACACAGAGAGAGAAGAAGAAGAAAAAAAAUGAGAGACUUCACUUCUUGCUCCAGUGAAAAUGGCGUUCAGGUUACUGAUCCUUCCUCCUCCAACGCUGUAAGAGUUUCACAGAAUCUGGUCGUUUGUAUCUACCGUUGCUGCAUCAGAGGUGGGACUUGUUUGAUCACAGUCACAUGGACUAAGACUCUGAUGGGUCUGUGUGUAACCAUAGGAGUUGAUGAUUCUUGCAACCGAAGUCUCUGUAAACUCGAGAUCAAGCCCUGGCUCUUCACCAAACGAAAAGGGUACAAGAAUCUAGAGGCGUGUGAUGUUUAUUGGGAUCUCUCGUCUGCUAAAUUCGGAUCCAGCCCUGAACCUUUAGGUGGGUUCUAUGUAAGUGUUCUUGUGGAUAAAGAAAUGGUUCUGCUUCUUGGUGAUAUGAAGAAAGAAGCUUUAAAAAAGACUAAGGCUGCUUCAUCUCUUGGUGCUGUGUUCAUUGCCAAGAAAGAGCAUGUGUUUGGUAAGAGAACGUUUGCAACAAAGGCUCAGUUCUCAGGUGAUGGUGAAACACAUGAUCUUGUCGUUGAGUGUGACACAAGUGUUAGUGAUCCUUGCCUUGUUGUUUGUGUUGAUGGGAAGACGUUGAUGGAGGUGAAGCGGCUUCGUUGGAAGUUCCGUGGUAAUGAGACGAUAGUUGUGAAUAGGGUCUCUGUGGAAGUUCUUUGGGAUGUUCACAGUUGGUUCUUUGGGGUGCCAUCGUCACCAGGGAAUGGUGUGUUCAUGUUCAGGACUUGUCAAGCUGUUGAAAAGACUUGGUCUUCCACGCAGGUCCCAACGAGCUUGAGACCUCAGAGUUUUGGGUUUACAUUGUUUCUGUACGCUUGGAAGAACGAGUAGAGCAGAAUAAGUUUUGAGAAUAUUUAAAAUGAACUGUUGAUUCCUGUUCACUUAUUUAAUCAUAUGAUCAGUUUCAUAUGUAGUAUUUUGUACAUGAGACUUGUUCAAAGUUGAAUGCUAAGGUGGUCUUGCUGCAUCUGAGAUGUUUUGAUUUAGUGUAUUAAGCAUUUGCAUUCUCCUCAAAGAUAUAUUAUGGUUUGGGGUUUUGUUUGUUGAUACCUUUUUCAGACAUUGUAUACAGAACUUUGUUAAGUCUGUUGUACUUGAAUGCAAUCCUUGACUUUGGAGAGUCUUUGCAUA